This is a messenger RNA of Closterium sp. Yama58-4, 1383 nucleotides long. NCBI's taxonomy places the organism in Eukaryota, Viridiplantae, Streptophyta, Zygnematophyceae, Desmidiales, Closteriaceae. The record is from the annotation of a GenBank genome assembly.
AUGAGCGGGACUAUAACGGGGCCUGUCGGAACGCCUUAUGAAGGAGGAACGUUUCUGGUUGAUAUAGUAUUAACAGAUUCGUACCCGUUCAAGCCUCCAAAGAUGACCUUCAUUACCAAGGUCUGGCACCCUAAUGUCAGCAGCCAAAACGGUGCGAUCUGUUUGGAUAUCUUGAAAGACCAGUGGACUCCUGCUUUGACGCUGAAAACCGCUCUGUUGUCACUCCAAGCUCUGCUAUCAUCACCUGAACCUGACGACCCGCAAGACGCAAUCGUCGCUCAACAGUAUUUGAAGGAUUACCAGACGUUUGUCAACACUGCACGGUACUGGACUGAGGCGUUUGCAAAAAGACCAUCCUUGGCACUUGAUGACAAGGUGAAGAAGCUGGUUGAGAUGGGCUUUCCAGAGACGGCUGCUAGAGGAUGGGUGGUGGCUCCUGGGUCUGCAAGACUGCUCCGGCAUUUCCAGUCCCGCACAUUGAAGCAAGCGCUGGUAACCACCCACCCACGCCUGGACGUGCUGCUUCUCAACGACCAGCUUGGCAACUUCACCUUUGACUCUCAACUCAACUUCACUGCCGCCGCCGCUGCUGUUUCUUCUGCCUCCGCUUCUCCACCUCACUCGACUCCUACCUCAUCAACCCCUUCAUCUCACUCUCCUCCACCCGAUGCAUCAGCGUUAGCCCCGUCAGUAGCAGCGCCUUCAGUAACAGCUGCGUCAUCAUCUGGAGAGACGACAAAAUCAGGAGGCGCAUUAUUAAACGAGGCACAUACGUCACCCCCAGCAGCAGUGUCAGGCAUCGACUCAUUGGAAUCUGCCAGAAGGAGGGUGAAUGACUUCGUUGAGACCUGCAAGAAGUGGAAUUUGAAGCCGUCACAAGUCCUUGUGGUGCUUGGUUCUGGACCCACCUCCUCGUUCCUCGCGCAAGCCCUGCAAGACAGCCCUUUCUUCAUAUGUCAGAUGACCACAAAUUCCUUCACUGCAGAUGCCGUACCUCCACCUCCGGCCCAGGCACAUUCCAGUCUUGAAUCUCCCUCGCAAGGAGACAGUGUUGACGCCAGGAUUGCUGAAAGUCAACGUAAGGCCGCCAUGGUUGGAAAUAGCGCUGGCAAUGUCUCCAUGGAGUCCCCAAGUGUAUCAGCUCAGGGGACCGCUGGAUGGACUGCAUGGUGGAAGCAGCUGUCGGAGGGGACAUUGCACAAGGAUGGAAUGCGAGACGGUGAUGUGCGAGUGGCUGGGGAGCGGAAACAGGUUGCUGACUGGCUGCAGGCUAGUGCUAGAUUUAAGGCAGCAGAUAUGGUGGAGUUGAAGGGAGUGGUGGAGGAGCUGAAUGGAGUGUCGUUUAGAAGCAGCACGUUCAUGCAUGCGCAAGGGAGAAUCUAG